AUGUCCUCCCUGAGUCAAACUAAUGAGAUUCCUCAUCAGAUCCCUUUGAAACUGGUUGAAGUUGGUGGGAGUGUUACUCUGCAUUGUCCAGUUUCAAAGACGGAGCGCAAAUUCUUCUACUGGUACAAGCAGCCGCUUGGACAUAUGCUCCAGACAGUUGCUACGGGAAGCUUGACUGAACAAAAACUGAGUGAACAAUUUAACAACAAUCGCUUUAAYUUAACAGCRGAGGAUUCUCAGUGCUCUCUGACUAUCAAGGAUAUCAUUAAAGAGGAUGAAGCAACAUAUUUCUGUCAAGCUGAAAACAAUGUGUACUGGUUCAGAGUCGGAUUCGGAGCCUCCCAUUCAAGCUUUAUUUACGCCAACAAAAGCAGCUGUGAUGCUCAGCAAAGGAGCUGUGAUUACCAGCUGUCAAAAACUAUACAGACGUCCUCAGAUACUGGAAUAUAUUACUGCGCUGUGCUCUCAUGUGGGAAGAUCCUGUUUGGAGAAGGAUCAAAAGUACAGAUGAGUUCACAUCUCAGUCCAUCUGUUCUUGUACUUAGUGUGCUGCUGGCGUGCUGCGUGACUCUAAUCGCUGCUCUUAUUGUCUACAUAAAACUAACACUUGUUGAACAUUGUGAAGGGGCAGAUACAGGCCCAUCUGGACGACCCAAUUCAUCGAGGGACCGGGCAACAGACACAGGCGCUCGUGGAGAUGAAGCCAAUUAUGUAGCUCUUAAUUUCGCCACAAGGAAGACAAAAGGCAUGAAGAAGAGGAUAGAAUCACCACCAGAGUGUGUGUACUCAGCUGUGAGAGGAGGUCAUCCCACACUGCAUGAAAUGUCUUAGAGCAGGACCUGUGUGUGUAGAGCUUGGACACAACAUG
Molecule: messenger RNA, 868 nt
Organism: Poecilia reticulata (guppy)
Lineage: Eukaryota; Metazoa; Chordata; Actinopteri; Cyprinodontiformes; Poeciliidae
Source: RefSeq, a predicted model, not a curated record